Echinococcus granulosus is the source of this 2478-nucleotide messenger RNA. Its product is annotated as Conserved oligomeric Golgi complex subunit. Lineage: Eukaryota; Metazoa; Platyhelminthes; Cestoda; Cyclophyllidea; Taeniidae. The coding region runs from base 1 to 2478 and encodes 825 amino acids. The record is from RefSeq and is a predicted model, not a curated record. The transcript has 18 exons.
AUGCACAGCUUAACCCUUAUUCGCAAUCUAGCCCACUCGGUGAUGAAUACUGACGUUGGUCAACUGAGAAGCAUCGGGGAGUUAAAUAGGGCUCUCUUAGAAUUGGAAGAGUAUGAGAAUUCCCUUGCUGCCUCGAUUAAGAAGUAUGAAUUGCGACGCACCGAGCUAGAUGAAAAACUCCAAGAGUUGGGGAAUUCGUUACCCAAAAUGUCUGCAUUAAAUAAAGAAGCCGUAGGUCUCUCCGCUAUUGUGAGCAAUGCCGCGACUAUCGGGAUACAGUUAAGUGGAAAAGUUAGACAGCUUGAUGUAGCAAAGAAUCGAGUUCAAAAUGUUGAAGCACUGAUAGGGCACGUUAUAACUCUUUGCAAGUGCCUAGAUGAUACGCAAAAAGCCCUCGAAUCAAAUAAUGUUGUAGAGGCCGCUAAGAGUAUUUCUAUUUUUCUUGGAAUGGAUGAUCAAACAAUAUCUCUAGCUGAAACACUAGAAAAAGAGAAUGUUGGUUUAUCUAUUUUGCCGAAGUUGAAGGAACUGCAUUUGGAAGUUAUCUCAAGAGUCUCCGAAUCAUUUGAUAAUUUCGUCACCGUUGAAAACACAAAGGCAAUUGAGGAGCUUUUCAGAAUAUUCCCCAUCAUACGCAAGCAUGAGUUGGGCCUUACUAAGUAUGGCAAAUAUAUUGCCACGAAGAUUGGUGAGAAAGCGGAGACGCAAUUUGCAGUCGUUACUUCUACACAGUCAUUUGACAAACCGAAUGUGCAUGUUGACUUAAUGACAUACCUACUUGAGCUCGCUGCUCAGGCUAUCCAAACCAAUGAGCCUGUAAUUCAUGACAGCUACGGUGGUGACAGCCUGCUGAAUUUCAUCUGCAUGAUUCAGACCCAAUGUGAUCACCAUGCCGAAAUCAUAUUUAUGGAUUUCAAAGAGAAACGCGAUCUAUCUGUCAUUUUGCAACGCGCCCGUCAUGAACUUUUGUUCAACAACCGCCCUUCCACCUUUGCGUCCUCUGGCGCCGGUCAAAACAAGCAAAGCUUACUGUGGGAUUACUGCUUGUCCACCGAAUCACUGAUUUCUGAUUCAGUUCUAUUUAAUGCAAGAAUCGAGCUCUAUCUCAACUUCCUUCGGCGGAGAUUGUCGACGGGCACAUUGCAGAAGAACGAAAAAGAACAUGGAAACUCUGCAGAAAUUCGGCAAUUUUUCAAUCAAUGUGGUCUAUCCAAAAUUUCACAAGAAAUCGUCGAUGCUUAUCUUCCCCUAGAACAGCUUUUUCUUCGGGAGCUGGUCAACAAGGCUAUAACGAUGGACGAGUUGGAUGAAUCCACGAGGAUCUUUCGUCUUGUUGAUGAUGUAUUUUUCGUGGUGAAAAAGUGUCUCAGCCGGGCCAUAUCCUCAGGAUGCGCCGAUGCUGUCUGCGCCAUGUUUAACCACACCAGCGCCGUGCUCUGCGACCAACUGAUUGAAGAGGCGCUCACCCCUCGCACUAAAAGUUGCACCUCAUCCGGGUGGAUCAAACAAGCCUACCAACUUGUCCACAAACGAGCUGGAAGUGGGAACAUUGCAACUGGACUGCUGGGGACAGCAAACACAGAGUCCGCCUCGAACGGGUCCGGGUAUACAUCUGCGGGCAACACGGUGGACCCCCAAACUCAGUAUCUCUACGCCCUAAACUCCCUGGAGGCCUGUUUGAACUGUCUAAUCAUCCUGCGUGACACUCUGGAGAAAUACAUCGAGGAGGUUUUCGGUCUGCGACCCAAAUCCGAUCUUGGGAAAUUGCAGGUGUGCCCCUUGACAUUGCUCCACAAUCUCGUAGAUAUGGGUAUGUUCGCAUUACUAACUGGGGAGUGGGCCUGCCUGUCAGACUUGAUCGAUUCUCUGUCGCGGGCUUUUCAAACCCUGAUAGAUGGGGGUUUUGAUCAACUACGCAGUGUAAUUCGACCCCAAGUGAAUUCACUCACACAAUCAUUCAAUUCGGUGAAAAGAGAUCUAUCUGAGGUGAGUUUGCAGCGCAGAAGGACCGAAACUGCUACUACUACGUUAACUAACCUUAAAGAGUUUGAGCAAUACGCAGUUAACGAUCCUUGGGUUGAGUCGCUGAUUGUGGGUUUGCAGAGCCUCUUAAAGCCAUUCCACGCAACUCUCUCGGCAGGAAACUACGAGAAGUUCUUGUCGUUGCUAGUUGACGAGAUCCUCUUCAGAUUGGAACGCUUCGUCCAACAGAAGAGCUACAAUAGGUACGGCGCUCUGCAAUUCGAAAAGGAGUUGCGGUGCAUCUUUAAUUUCUUCUCUUCCCUCUCUACCUUCUCGUGUCGUGAGAAGUUCGCACGCAUUCUUCAGAUUAGCAAAUUACUAAAUCUCGAAAAGGUAGAGGAAGUGAGUUACUAUGGCGAUGCCUCGAACUGGCGCUUGUCAGCAAACGAAAUACGACGGCUCCUUACGUUAAGGGUCGACUUCAAUGCCGAGGAAAUCAGAAGGCUACAUCUGUGA